CGACCCUCAUCCAUCGUGACCACUGGACACCGCAGCAUUUCGGGUCUUUUGGGCUGAUGGAUUCCACGCUUCCGACUUCUUGACACGUCUGCCUGACCCGUCCUUUGUUUCAAUUCGCCGCACGACACCUUUUUAUUUUGGCCUGCGCCCCCCGUCGUUCACUCUCAAACCGACUUGUCGCCACCUACCCGCAAGACCCCCCAUUUGUAAGCCCUUGAGGCCACGGUAGCUUCGCGCGCGCGACGCCAGCGACCGUCCGUCACGCCCGCCUGUUGGCCGCGCGACAUCCGCCACACACUCGCUCGUGUCUGCCUUCCUGCGGCCCGUGGUUAACUUGACGUGGUUCACAUCGGCCAGCCGCCUCCUCCAUCGCCCAAACGCGGGCCCUUUCUUUUUCUUCUUCCCUUCUUUGUCUUCUUUCAGUACUGCGCCGCUCCUUCGAUAUAAAAUUGCCGAAUUCUCUUCCCACACUCUGCGCCGAAAUCUCGUCGCCGCCAAAGAUCAUCCGCUAUAGCAUCCUCCGUCGCAUUCUCGGAUCAUCGGUCGCCGGUCCUGAUCGCAGAACCGCAUCAGCUCCCGCGCACGAACCUCCUCCUCGACUCUAUUUUCGAAGCCUAGCAUUACGUACGUGCGAGCCGACCGCGACAAAGCAGCCGACUUGCGCUGUGCGACCUCAAAAAAGCCACAUAUGGGUGCCCGAGCCAGACGACCGCAGUCGCCCAAGAACCGACCGCCUCCCCUUUCUCUGAAGGGAGAGAAUGCGAACGGCAAAAUGAGCAACGGUGUCGAAAUGCGGCGGAAAACCGCCAACCACGAAUCGGAGAACAAUGUUGCGAAGAACUUCAUGUCUCGGGAGAGCUUCUCCCUCGACGAACCGGUCCCGAAGACCCCCAUUUCGAGCGAUCAUGGCUUCUUCGAGUUGCCCCGACAGGACCAGCGAAGCUUUCUCCUCUUGGUCCUGCUCUACUUUCUUCAGGGCAUCCCAAUGGGCUUGGCGAUGGGGUCUGUACCCUUCCUGCUCAAGAACCACAUGUCAUAUGGCGAAAUCGGCACGUUUAGUCUGGCAUCCUACCCCUACUCGCUGAAGCUAUUCUGGAGCCCUUUCGUCGACGCUGUAUGGAGCCCGCGAAUUGGCCGUAGAAAGACGUGGAUUGUGCCCAUUCAGCUCUUGUCCGGCUUUGGCAUGCUCUGGCUGGGCUCCCAUGUUGAGAAGAUGAUGGAGAUGACAGGCAAGCCCGGCGGGCCUACCGUUUGGACCUUCAUGCUGUGGUGGUUCUUCCUCGUCCUCAUGUGCGCGACACAGGACAUUGCCGUCGAUGGCUGGGCGCUUACGCUGCUGACCCCCGCCAACGUCUCCUACGCAUCCACGGCCCAGACAGUCGGCUUGACCGCGGGGCACUUCAUGUCGUACACCGUGUUCCUGGCAUUGAACGCCAGUGACUUCGCCAACAAGUGGAUUCGCUCCGUCCCAUCCGACGAGGGCUUGGUGUCCCUGGGAGGAUAUCUUACCUUCUGGGGCUGGGCCUACAUCGCCGUCACCAUUGGACUUGGCUUGAUGAAGCGCGAAGAGAAGUCGCAGAACGAAGACGGCGUGUGGGACGUCUACAAGAUCAUGUGGGGCAUCCUCAAGCUCAAGAACGUCCAGACCAUCAUCAUUGUUCAUCUCAUUGCCAAGAUCGGCUUCCAGGCCAAUGAUGGCGUCACCAAUCUCAAGCUCCUGGACAAGGGCUUCGGCAAGGACAACAUGGCGCUCACCGUGCUCAUCGACUUUCCGUUUGAGAUUGGAGUUGGCUAUUACGCAGGCAUGUGGUCGCAAAAGUACACGCCAAUGAGACUUUGGUGCUGGGCCUUCAUGGGACGGCUUGUCGCGGCCGUGUUUGCUCAAUUCACCGUCGCCAUCUUCCCUAGCAGCGGGGUGACAUCGUGGUAUCUGCUCCUCGUCAUCGGGGAGCAUGUGUUCUCGACAUUCACAAACACGGUCAUGUUUGUUGCUGUGUCUGCGUUCCACGCCAAGGUGUCGGAUCCGGUCAUUGGCGGCACAUACAUGACUCUGCUCGCAACUGUCUCGAACCUCGGCGGGACCUUUCCGCGGUAUUUCGUGUUGAAGCUCGUGGAUGAUUUCACCGUUGCUACCUGCCAUCCGAAUUUGUCGGUCGACCGUUCCAAGGUCAAAGGGGCAAUCAUCACGGAGGCCUUCUCUUGUGCAGUGCAAGCCGAAAAGGAGCGCUGCGACGACGGAGGCGGCUCCUGUGUCGUGACCCGGGAUGGAUACUACAUGGUCAACAUGCUGUGCGUGGGCUUUGGCAUUUUGACGCUCUUGUGGUAUAUCAAGCCCAAGGUGCUGCACCUGCAAAGCCUGCCGCUGCGCGCCUGGAGAUUAUCGCCGAGCAAGCAAUGACAAGAACGACACGCGAGUCAUGGCCGAGCAAGAGGAGGGACGCCGGCAUAAAUGUACGCGAUACAUAGCAUAGUGCGGCAUGAAGAAGUCAUGCGAUAUUUGAAGAAUAUGACUUGUAAAGAAG
Molecule: messenger RNA, 2522 nt
Organism: Purpureocillium takamizusanense
Lineage: Eukaryota; Fungi; Ascomycota; Sordariomycetes; Hypocreales; Ophiocordycipitaceae
Exons: 2
Coding region: 689-2398 (569 amino acids)
Cellular component (GO): membrane
Molecular function (GO): acetyl-CoA transmembrane transporter activity
Source: RefSeq, a predicted model, not a curated record